AUGUCUACUAUUACAUUUGUUACUGGUAAUGCAAAUAAAUUAAAGGAAGUUAUUCAAAUUUUAUCCAAUUCUCAAGAUAUCACUUCUAGUGAAUCAAAUAAAGUUGGUAAAUUCAACAUUACCAAUAAAUCAAUUGAUCUUGAUGAAGUUCAAGGUACUAUUGAAGAAGUGACUAUUCAUAAAGCUAAAGCUGCUGCUGAAGCUAUAAAUGGACCGGUUUUAGUUGAAGAUACAUGUCUUGGAUUUAAGGCAUAUAAUUAUUUGCCUGGUCCUUAUAUUAAAUGGUUUCUUCAAUCUGUUGGUUUAGAUGGAUUGGUUAAAAUGUUGCAAGGUUUUGAAGAUAAACUGGCUCGUGCAAUUUGUACUUUUGGAUAUUGUGAAGGUCCAGGUAAAGAAGUUAAAAUUUUCCAAGGUAUUACUGAAGGUAAAAUUGUUCCAAGUAGAGGUCCAACUAAUUUUGGUUGGGAUUCUGUUUUUGAACCUGUUGGAUUUGAACAAACUUAUGCUGAAAUGGACAAAAGUGUCAAGAAUACCAUCAGUCAUAGAUUUAGAGCAUUAGAUAAAGUUAGAGACUUUUUAUUAUCCCAAUAA
This is a messenger RNA of Candida tropicalis MYA-3404, 591 nucleotides long. It is a transcript of the gene HAM1, whose product is annotated as nucleoside triphosphate pyrophosphohydrolase. The transcript has a single exon. The record is from RefSeq and is a predicted model, not a curated record. Gene Ontology annotation, cellular component: cytoplasm. Gene Ontology annotation, molecular function: nucleoside triphosphate diphosphatase activity. Bases 1 to 591 code for a protein of 196 amino acids. Gene Ontology annotation, biological process: nucleoside triphosphate catabolic process. NCBI's taxonomy places the organism in Eukaryota, Fungi, Ascomycota, Pichiomycetes, Serinales, Debaryomycetaceae.